Messenger RNA from Myiozetetes cayanensis, 1152 nucleotides. RefSeq names its product retinol dehydrogenase 5 (gene RDH5). The transcript is spliced from 5 exons. NCBI's taxonomy places the organism in Eukaryota, Metazoa, Chordata, Aves, Passeriformes, Tyrannidae. The record is from RefSeq and is a predicted model, not a curated record. Bases 89 to 1048 code for a protein of 319 amino acids.
GCUCUCACGGGACCCCCCUCACCACACUCAGCCCCAGCACCGUGACCAGAACAGCGCCUGGAGCCCUGUGCCCUCAAGAGGCCCCCCCAUGUGGCUGUACGUGGUGCUGGCUGCCCUGGCCUGGGUGCUGGGCUGGCUCGUGCGAGACCACCGGACCCUGCCCUCGGUGAAGGACAAGCACGUUUUCAUCACGGGCUGUGACAGCGGCUUUGGCAACCUCCUGGCCCGGCGGCUCAGCCGGAGGGGCUACCGAGUGCUCGCUGCCUGCCUGACCCCGCACGGCGCCGAGAGCCUCCAGAGGAGCUGCGGGGGCCACCUCCGGACCACCCUGCUGGAUGUGACCUGCUCUGACAGCAUCCGCAGGGCCGGGGAGUGGGUGAGGGCAGAGGUGGGAGAGAAAGGCCUGUUCGGGCUGGUGAACAAUGCGGGAGUGGCCAACCCGAUCGGCCCCACGGAGUGGAUGGACAUCGAGGACUAUCGACGGGUCAUGGCCGUCAACACCUUCGGGGCCAUCGAGGUGACGCUACAGCUGCUGCCGCUGCUCAAACGGGCGCGGGGCCGGGUGGUCAACACGUCCAGUGUCCUAGGCCGGGUCUCGGCCAACGGCGGCGGCUACUGCAUGUCCAAGUACUGCGUCGAGGCCUUCUCCGACAGCCUGCGAAGGGACAUGUACCACUUUGGGGUCAAGGUGAGCAUUGUUGAGCCCGGGUUUUUCAAGACGGCCGUGACCAACCUCGACGUCAUCGAGGCAUCGCUGCAGCAGCUCUGGGAGCGCCUGGCGCCCGAGACACGGCUGAGCUACGGGGAGGACUUCUUCCAAAAAUACCUGAAGGUGCAGAGGUUCAUCAUGACGCUGAUGUGUGACGGGGACCUGACCAAGGUCACGGGGUGCAUUGAACAUGCGCUGGGGGCACGACACCCCCGGACCCGCUACAGUGCGGGCUGGGAUGCGAAGCUGCUCUGGCUCCCGGCCUCCUACCUGCCCUCCUGCAUCGUGGAUCUGGUCCUGGCCACCAUCCUGCCCAAGCCAGCCCACCGUGUCCGUUAGACCCCCCCAGACUCCCCUCCGGAGGCGGCGAGGCCCCCAAAGUGUGGUGAAUAAAUCCCCUGGCCCGACCCCUGCCUGCUCGGGGCCGUUGGGGGCUGUUGGCA